CACAACGAUACCCAAACAAUAACUGAUGGCAAGAAGGCGAACUGUGUCGAACUCAUACUGCCGGCAGCGCAAAAGUGGGGUGGAGAGUGUAGGGUCGAACCAUGAACACGAGACAGCCUCAUGGCCUCGCAGAGAAUCCAUUGGAGGAGAACCUGGAUACAACGGGGCUACCAAUAGUAUUUGCGGAUUUUCCUAACGUAAGGGCCAGUGAGGGCUGCUUUGUGAAUCACCAGGAGUCUUCUCAUCUUCAGAACAUGCAGGGGCGUCUGAAUUGGGCAUGUUUCAACCUAAGACAGCAUGUAGGGGAACAACUUUAGAUAAUCGAAGGUUUCGUGCAUGCACCUUUGGACCGGUUCGCCAAUCGUCUGUACAUCAAUGACCUGUGGCACGCUUUAUGUCUCGAGAAGAAGAUAAGAACCGAAAUGAUUUCCUUCCGACCACGCUCGAGAGAUUUGGACUUGAACCUUUGAAUCUUGUGACAAAUUUAAUUAAACUGAUUUCGCCCGACCAGCGGCUAAUGGGACAAUUAACAUAAUUUGUAUUAACCAUUUUUUUUCUGGUGGUCUAGUUAAUAAAUUUUAAUAACAUAUUUUUCUUCACAUGAUAAACGUAUAGAAAAAUCGUGAUUCGGAAAAAAGAUAAUUGAUCCCUACGUCCACUCUGUGAUAAAAAGCGAGAUAACAUAUAACCGAUUUGCUCAAUUAACAACAACAAAUGUUUGUCGACUCAUAAUCUGCAGUUGCAAUUGAAUUUAAAAAUAAAUGUCAUAAUUUGAAGCAACAAUUCAAUAAUUAUAUUUCGAUCAGAAAAAAAUUCUUCUUUAUUUAAUGUUUAGUACAACCAACGCAGUGUAAUACAAAAUUGAUUUAAAACCAGACGUACUUUUAAGAAUUGAUAUUAUACAGUACUGUA
Messenger RNA from Belonocnema kinseyi, 912 nucleotides. RefSeq lists its product as uncharacterized. Lineage: Eukaryota; Metazoa; Arthropoda; Insecta; Hymenoptera; Cynipidae. The transcript has 3 exons. The record is from RefSeq and is a predicted model, not a curated record. Bases 102 to 317 code for a protein of 71 amino acids.